Australozyma saopauloensis is the source of this 900-nucleotide messenger RNA. It is a transcript of the gene SSU81, whose product is annotated as osmosensor. Gene Ontology annotation, molecular function: protein binding. Lineage: Eukaryota; Fungi; Ascomycota; Pichiomycetes; Serinales; Metschnikowiaceae. Bases 1 to 900 code for a protein of 299 amino acids. The record is from RefSeq and is a predicted model, not a curated record. The transcript has a single exon. Gene Ontology annotation, biological process: regulation of actin filament polymerization.
AUGGGAUUCCUGUUGUCCAAUCUCUUGGGCGAUCCAUUCGCCAUCAGUACAGUAUCGUUCGGCAUGAUCGCAUGGAUCAUAUCGCUUGCCGGUGCUGCUGCCAACCCAUCCGCCACAUAUUUGCGGUUCACAUGGUGGGGCUUGGUUUAUGAGUUGAUGUUGAUCUUGAUCAUCCUAGUGUUGUACUUAUACAACACCAUCGAGCUCUACAAAUUCACUCUUGUGGGGCUCUUGGCGGUCGCUACUGUCUACACUACUAACUCAGUAAACACACUCAUAUACAACUCCAACAAUGCGGGAAACUUGUGUUGUGCAGCCGGUUGCAUCUUGCUCUCAAUGUUGAACAUCUUGUGGAUGGUUUACUUCGGUGGUCACCCAGAGUCGCCAACAAACCAGUUCAUCGACUCGUUCUCAGUGAAGGCAUCCCCAUUCACUCACGGCCAGAUUCCUAGCUCGGCUAAUAAGAUGGAGGAUAGUGACUUCGUUUCAGGUGCCAGACCUGCCUUCAACUCGUACCUGAACAACGAAUCCAGACACUCGCAACUCACGGCAAACGCAAACAACAACAUGAACGGAAACAACAAAUCAAAUUACAUGUUGUCGUCACAAUUGAAUGGUUUGGAGAACUUCUCCAGCUCGCACAUUAAUGACAACGCUCGCAAUACCUUCUACAAAGCUGAACCGGCAAAUGAAGACUUCAAUUUGCCUGCUACAACUUACAGAUACAAGGCCAAAGCUUUGUAUAACUACGAGGCAAAUCCUGAAGAUAUCAAUGAAAUUUCGUUUCAAAAGGACGAAAUUUUGGAAGUCGAUGAUAUUGACGGAAAGUGGUGGCAGGCCAAGAGGUCCAACGGCCAGGUGGGUAUCUGUCCCUCCAAUUAUGUCAAACUCAUGGACUAA